UGAAAGGAGAGCAAAGGCGAAUAUAGAAUGGUACUGUUCACCAAGGACGUACACGACACAGAAAUCACUUGUGCUGUGCGUUGCUGAAAGCGAUCAGGAAUACGAUGAGCAUCAAGAUUGAAGUUCUUUGGGGUCCUGAACCAGAGGGCAAGUUUAUCACCCUGCCACUGGCGUCCGGGCGGUUUCAAAAGAUCUUAUUUGAUCGCAGUUUGCCAAAGGUUCUUAUUGUGGGAGAAGGCAAAAACUUCACAUUCACAGCCGCCUUUGUAGCGCUCAGACGAUCCUUCGAGAACGUCAUUACAACCACAUGGCCAGUUCUUUCGCCGGAUUGGAGUGAAGUGGUAAAGACUGCCUUGUCGAAUGCGCACAGAAACCAAGAGUUCCUCGCCAAGUCUGAUCUUUAUGAUACCACGUCAUUCACCGUUGAAGAAGUAUAUACUCGCUACGGAAGCAUUUUUGGUGUAUCACCUUCCACUGGUCCAACCUAUAUCGGAAAUGUCAAUGCGACAGAACUUGAAGAACACGACAAUAUAAUUCACAGUCAUUGCGAAAACAUUUUUUUCCAGUGUCCCCACGACGGGCAAUCGGGAACCCAGCACCUGAUUGUGAGUUUUAUGUCGAGUGCCGCGCGGGUGCAGAAGGCUGGGAACUACCUGUUCCUUGGAAUCACUAAAGAUGGACGAUAUUCCAAUGUUUAUGGCCUUCGUGAGCUUAUUGAAACAUCUGCACCAAACAUCGGUUAUCGGUUGGAAGGGGUCGAUGACAUUACUAUUCAAAAGAUACUGCAUUUUGGGUACAGGCAUCAAGCAAGAAGAGAUGAAGAUGAUAUCCAUGACAGAAUAUUAGCGCAUCAUGUUACGCUUGUUUUUCAUAGAGAGGACUCUUCCAGUAGCCCAGUAAAUGCAAAUGAUUUGAGUGACGAGUUUGCCUCGAGGCUCAACAUUAGAGAACCUCAGAGAAGAACCGGGAUUGAAUAUUCUGACGAUGAAGGAUAGGAG
Messenger RNA from Spizellomyces punctatus DAOM BR117, 998 nucleotides. RefSeq lists its product as uncharacterized. The transcript has 3 exons. The coding region runs from base 105 to 995 and encodes 296 amino acids. NCBI's taxonomy places the organism in Eukaryota, Fungi, Chytridiomycota, Chytridiomycetes, Spizellomycetales, Spizellomycetaceae. The record is from RefSeq and is a predicted model, not a curated record. Gene Ontology annotation, molecular function: rRNA (uridine-N3-)-methyltransferase activity. Gene Ontology annotation, biological process: rRNA base methylation.